AUGGCACGCUCGACGCAGCCCGACUUCAUGAAGAAGGGGAGGUUGAACCACACCUUGGCGCCCGCGGGCGGCACUGCGUCUUCCCAGUCCCACUGCGAGAGCGAGAAGCCUAUUGUCAUUGUCGUGCAGGCCCUUGCCGCCGUCGUCCGUGGCUCAGCCGAAGAUGUUCAGGAUCUUGAACUGCCAGCCCCAGCCCGUGUCCUAGAAGGCACAGUCGGCAAUUGGCCCUACACGGACGGCACCCCUCUCUUCACCAUGAAGUCCACCGCAGCCGAGAUUGAGGCAGCGCUAGCCAAAUACCGCAAAGUCUCGGCCGAGCGAAACAAGCGCCUGCUCGAGGUCUACAUCGACGCCAUAACGAAAGCCGAAUUCACGGACGAGCUGAUCAGGGAGGAGAUUAGCGACGAGGAGCACUGCCUCGACGGCACCAAGGGCGGCCACCUGGACCUGAAGGACCGCGCCGCACGGGCGACGGCGUACUUCAAUGCCCUCGAUGCCGCUUUAAAGGCGAAGGCACCCGAGGAGGUCAAGCAAAUUAUCUCCGCCCCGGAGGAAUUCCGCAUCCUAGUGCGGCACGUCCUUGGGAUCAAUGGGCCUAUGUUGCCUGAUGAUAUGACUAAGCAUGCCAUGUCUUUCUGGCAGGAUGAUGGAAUGCAAGAUGCUUAA
Messenger RNA from Diaporthe amygdali, 666 nucleotides. RefSeq lists its product as uncharacterized. The transcript is spliced from 4 exons. NCBI's taxonomy places the organism in Eukaryota, Fungi, Ascomycota, Sordariomycetes, Diaporthales, Diaporthaceae. The record is from RefSeq and is a predicted model, not a curated record. Bases 1 to 666 code for a protein of 221 amino acids.